AUGAUCACAGAGAAUGGGACUCUAUCCCAAGGCUUCCUUCUGUUAGGCUUCCCUGGAUCUCAGGUCCUCCAAACUUCUCUUUUUCUCUUUUUUCUGGUGAUGUAUCUCCUCACCAUUGGAGGUAAUGUGGCAAUCUUGCUAUUGGUCAGUACUUCCCAUCAGUUACAGACCCCUAUGUAUUUCUUUCUGAGCAAUCUGUCAUUCUUAGAGAUCUGGUACACCACAGCUGCAGUCCCUAAAGCUCUGGCCAUUCUGGUGGGGAGGAGCCAGACCAUAUCAUUUUCAGGUUGCCUUUUGCAGAUGUACUUGGUUUUCUCUUUAGGUUGCACAGAAUACUUUCUCUUGGCAGCCAUGGCUUAUGACCGCUACCUUGCCAUCUGUUUUCCUCUACAUUACCAGGCUAUCAUGAACAGCCUGCUCUCAGCACAGCUGGCUCUUAGCUCCUGGAUUUGUGGUUUCCUGGCCAUUUCUGUGCCGGCAGCCCUUAUCAGCACCUUGUCCUUCUGUGGCACCCAUGCCAUCAAUCAUUUCUUCUGUGACAUUGCACCCUGGAUUGCCCUGGCCUGUACCAGUACACAGGGAGUGGAGACAGUGGCUUUUGUGAUUGCUUUUGUGGUUAUCCUGAGUUCCUGUCUCAUUACUCUGAUCUCUUAUGCCUACAUUAUCAGAACCAUCCUGAGGAUCCCCUCAGCCAAUGGCCGCAGAAAAGCUUUCUCCACCUGUUCCUCCCACCUCACUGUGGUACUCAUCUGGUAUGGGUCUACAAUUUUCCUCCAUGUUCGAACAUCCAUCAAAGAUGAUUUGCAACUGACUAAAGCUGUUCAUGUCCUAAAUACAGUGGUGACUCCAGCUCUAAAUCCCUUCAUUUAUACCCUUCGUAACAAAGAGGUCAGAGAAAUUCUGGAGAAGAAAUGGAAGAGAAUGUGA
Molecule: messenger RNA, 927 nt
Organism: Rattus rattus (black rat)
Lineage: Eukaryota; Metazoa; Chordata; Mammalia; Rodentia; Muridae
Product: olfactory receptor 6F1
Exons: 1
Coding region: 1-927 (308 amino acids)
Biological process (GO): G protein-coupled receptor signaling pathway
Cellular component (GO): membrane
Molecular function (GO): olfactory receptor activity; G protein-coupled receptor activity
Source: RefSeq, a predicted model, not a curated record